This is a messenger RNA of Osmia bicornis bicornis, 11536 nucleotides long. Its product is annotated as agrin-like. The coding region runs from base 557 to 7438 and encodes 2293 amino acids. Lineage: Eukaryota; Metazoa; Arthropoda; Insecta; Hymenoptera; Megachilidae. The record is from RefSeq and is a predicted model, not a curated record. The transcript is spliced from 30 exons. Gene Ontology annotation, molecular function: protein binding; calcium ion binding. Gene Ontology annotation, biological process: cell differentiation; multicellular organism development.
UGAUCAUCGAUAUUGAUAAUCGAAAUACCAUUAAUCGAUAAACAGCGUUAUUUCCGCCAUUACUCUGUAGGAGGCGUCGAAUAUAUACUGUUCCGUUGCUUUUAUUACCUAAAGUGUUCGAGUACCACGAAUAAAGUGUCUUAAAUGUGCAAUUCAGAUACCAGGGUUGUCGAAAUCUCAGAUCAACGCUCGACGAUAGUGUAAAGUGCCGGUGCCAAAAAAUGAGCCUCCUGCCAAGCAGCUUCUGGUAUGACGCCGUUUGUGAUCCUCGUGCCUCCAUUACUCCUUCGGACAAUGUCUUCUUCCAAACACAACAAUUGGAGCCAGUGCCAAUUGGGACCGAGUUUUCUGCAGUUACAGCAAAUAUCCACCGUAACUCGCCCACUAACGCUCAUCUUUCAACCAACCAACUCCCCGCUAACAAUCGCAGAAAUGCGCCCGAAGUAGUAAAGAAUAUAAUUCGCCAAAACAAACACGCGAAUCGGAGAGAAUCGAGUCGCACGAGCGGUCAUCGUGGUCGUUCGUCGCUCGAGACUGAUCAUGCGAAUUCCUGAAAAUGCGCAGGACGAGCAGCAACGGUUUGAAGCUCGACCUGACGGAGAACACGCCAGGUAGCUCGUUGUCCCGGCUGCCUAACUUAGUGGAGCAUGCGGAGACAUGUCAGGCCCUGUCCGCUGGGACCGGUGAGAAUUUAAGCAGUAAAUUGCCGAACGUGGUCGAGGGCUCGAUGGACUAUGGUAGCGAGCGUAGAUCGUCCCGGUACCUCGAGUACCAAGACUCGAAACCGUAUCAGGAUCCACAGACGGCUUCCGGUCUGCCGUCGUACGAACAGCAAGCCUAUCAUGAUCAGUCGAGAGGUUACAGGGGAUACGAACGAAAGCCGUACGACAGGGAGGAUAUCGAGCGAUACGAUAACAGAAUUUAUCCAGAGGAUAACCUGAGGUACGAUCAUCGAGGGGAUCAGAGAACGUAUCAAGAGUCGGACUUGGACGCACCGUACGAGAGAAGCGAUGCCCAGAAGCUCAGCAGGGCUUAUCCCACGGAGUUGCAGGAAGCCGGGGCUAGAAGGUACUCGAGAGACCUGACCGAUUACGAAUACGCGUCCCGAUACGCGGAGGAAACGUUGAAGCUCGAACCGAAGAAAGAUCCCCACCACCAUCAUCAUUCCGGGAAAGUGUACGAGCCAACUCCGUCGAAGGGUUACGAGUCCGGGGUGAAGACGCACGAUUCCGCUUACGAAUUAUCCUGUUCCGCGCAACAGGAUCUCGGUAACCGGAAAUACGAGAGCAAAUACCAUUCCGUUAGCAAAAUGUACGGUACAUUGCCGAGGUACGAGAGCAGCAAGACGUACGAGCCCAGAUCGUACGAAUACGAGGAGCAAUCCUACGAAGGCGGUAGCAAAGCUUACGAGCCUUCUAAAUACGAAUUGACUAGCUCGAAAAGCUACGAGAGGACCAAAUACGAUGGUUCGUCGAGCUCCAGGUAUCAGGACAAGUCGUACGAUCAGACGUUGAAGAUCGGUGAACUAGGAUCCUCGUCGUCUACCGCUUACGUGAGAAAGGCACAGGAUCAGGAAGAAACUAACGCGGAGAAAAUGAACGGGUAUAGAAAGAAUAAUUUUGAAGCCUAUGGGGUUUACUCGGAUCCUGAAGACGAUCAUGGUUUUCUGGCUGAGAAGAAGACACCGCAGUAUCCUUACAAGGGUGUCGUGGUGAACGUUAGCGGGGAGUCGAGCGUCAUUGAUCAGAAACGGACCAAGGAUGGCAGGCAGACCGAAAUGCCGGGAAAUCCUUGGUGCAGGCCUACUAUACUCUUGCUUCUAUUGGUACUGCUUGUUGUUAUCUUCGUGUUCGUCGCUGGGAUACUUCUAUACCUAAACUACAUGUCUUACAGGCCCCAGCGUCCCAUUAUCGAGGGUAAGGAUCUAAAUUUCGCCAGUAAUAACGCGGAACCCUGCGAGAAGACUUACUGUUCUUGGGGUGCAACGUGUGUCGUGGCGGAAAAUGGAAAACCUUUGUGCCAGUGUCCUGACGAUUGCCCUUCGACUUCUAAACCUGUCUGCGGCUCUGAUAACGUGACCUACACUAAUCAUUGCCAUCUACAAAAAACUAGCUGCCUAGAGAGAAGAACAACGCGCGUCAACCAUGAGGGUGCAUGCAAAAUCAAGGACCCUUGCGAGAAACUGAACUGCACUCAAGGUUCGCAAUGUGUGCGGAGCAGAGACGGUGCCGAGGCAACCUGCGAAUGCCUCGAGUCCUGUCCUAAUUUAGGGGAUCAUGAAGGAUCGGGUCCUGUCUGUGGCACAGAUGGGGUCGACUAUCCGUCCCUCUGCGAGCUGAAUAGAGCAGCCUGCGCGAAGGGUGCUAACAUCACAGUGGCAUUCCAAGGCAAAUGUGAUCCUUGCGGUAACGUGGAGUGCGCAGAGCCGGAAAUCUGUCAGCUGGACGACUCGAGGCAACCGGGCUGUCGUUGCGGUGAGCAGUGCGGCCUCGAGUUCGCGCCAGUUUGCGGAAGUGAUGGUAAAACAUACUCGAAUGAAUGCAGCCUCAGGCAGGAAGCUUGCAGAUCGAGAUUAUCUCUUAGGAAGGUGUAUAACGACGCCUGCAGCUCAGGAAUUAAUCCGUGUGACGAGGCGAAGUGCGGCCCGUACGAGCAGUGCGUUAUCAAUCGUCAAGGAAUUGCGAGCUGCGAAUGUGGGCCAGAAUGCGAACCGGUGAUGAGACCGGUGUGCGCACGCGGUGGAAAAACUUACACAUCGUUGUGCGAGCUGAAGAGACAGGCCUGUUUAACGAAGACCAACAUCGAGGUCGCCUACACGGGAACUUGUGGCUCUAGGGGACCAUGCUCGGAGAAGAUCUGUCAGUGGGGUGCGAUUUGCGCUGAAACGGGCGGCACUGCGAUUUGCGAAUGUCCAACUUGUCCGGCGGAAUUUCAACCAGUUUGCGGAAACGAUGGCAUCAGCUACGGGAACGAGUGCAAGCUUCGCCUCGAGGGUUGUAAACAUCGACGAGAGAUCCGAGUGUUUUAUCAGGGACUUUGCAAUGGCUGCGAAAAUAAGAAGUGCGAUUAUUAUGCUGAAUGCAAGAGCGACAGCGGAGGGGAGGCCAAAUGUGUCUGUCCUAGCAAAUGCGAGAGCUCGGGCAAAGAGCCCGCAGAUGCGGAGAAAGUUUGUGGUUCUGAUGGAAUAACUUAUGCCAACGAGUGUUCGCUGAAGGUAGCAUCUUGCACUUCUCAAACUCACAUCACUGUCAACUAUAUAGGUGACUGUGAGCUGUGUGCACGGGUAGAAUGCGAACACGGAGCACACUGUAUGGCUGGGGUAUGCGUGUGCCCAGACGAGUGUCCAGAAAACACUGGCGAGGCAGUGUGCGGCAGCGAUGCCAAAACGUAUCCAUCCGAAUGUGAACUUCAAAAGGCAGCCUGUGGUAGAGAUCCUAAAUUGCCAGUGUUGCACGUGAUAUUCUACGGCGACUGCGGCGAUCGAUUCGCUGUAGCAGCAUUGACAACGAUGUCGACGCCUGCGGUGGUUCGAUUGGCCACCACCGCCGUUGACGUGACCAGCACCCAGGUACGCGAAGCUUGCAAAAACAUUAAUUGCGACUUCGAGGCGACCUGCGAACUAGGACCCGACGAGUACCCGAGGUGUAGCUGCAAAUUCGACUGCGCCUCGAUUUCACCUGAAAACAUGCGCGUCGUUUGCGGCAGCGACCUAAGGACGUAUUCGUCCUUGUGCGCUAUGAAAAUGGAGGCGUGUCAGAGGCAGCAAGAGCUCAGACCUAGACCCCUUGAACUUUGCCAAGGUAUGGAAGUAAAACCCUGUAAUGGAGAUCCACCAUUGGUGGAUGCAGAUGGAAAAGAAUACGAUUGCGGUAAUGGACCAGAACGAAGAGACUGUCCCAGUAACAGUUACUGUCAUCAAACUACUAAAAUAGCACGUUGCUGUAGGAAAGCUCAAGGUACCCAGGUAGUGAAGUGUAUAGAUUCCUGGCACGGUUGUUGCCCGGAUGGCAAAACAGCUGCACGAGGACCCAAUGGUGCAGGAUGUCCUAGCCUGUGCAAUUGCAACAGGCUAGGUAGUGUCUCUGACACCUGCAAUCCAGAAACCGGACAAUGCGAAUGCAAACCAGGCGUAGGUGGACUUAGAUGCGACAGAUGCAUGCCUGGUUACUGGGGUCUUCCUAAGAUAAGCGAAGGUCAUCAGGGAUGCAUACCGUGCGGGUGUUCGCUUUUUGGCUCUGUCAGAGAGGACUGCGAGCAAAUGACAGGUCGUUGUGUUUGCAAACCGGACAUCCAGGGUCAAAAGUGUACUAUUUGUACCGACCACAACAAGAUACUAACACCUACUGGUUGCUAUUCAGCGGACACGAUACCACCGAUACCAACGUCCUGCAACGAACUGGAAUGUUAUUCCGGUGGGCAGUGUUCAGAGAUCGGUGGUCCACAUUGCGUCUGUCCAUCGUCCUGUCCAUCGGAUAUACCAUCGGUACCGGUAUGUGGUAGCGAUGGACAGACAUACGACAACGAGUGCGAGCUAAGGCUGUACGCUUGUCGCCACCAGGCAGACGUGGUCACUCAAGCUUUUGGCCACUGCAGAGACGACCCCAUGGUGAAUACGGAUUUCCCCGUGAAAAGGUAUACAGCGGUGCAAUAUACCCAACCAGCAGCCGCCAUUUCACCAUUGUCCAAAUCGACCAGACAUCUAUUGGUACCGGAACCGGAUCCACGUUAUUAUUACACCCAUCGAGCCCAUCAAGAAACCAUCACGAUCGACCGGGAUAAUUUGAAGCAUGGAGUGGCGGCAGCGUAUCGACCAACCCCUGCAACAAUUCGGGUGGUUACCGCGUUGUUGGGUGAUCUAUGCACCGACGACAAAGAUUGCACUAUUCCCAACAGUGAAUGUUCGAAUGGAGGAUGCAUCUGUUCGGAGGGGUACGCGGAAACCAGCGACAGGCAGGAGUGUUUUGCUAAUUACGUGCCUGUAACGCCGACCGAGGAAUUUCGUGCCUGUCUGUCGUAUCCGUGUCACGCGACGUCAACGUGCAUCGAUCUGCCCAGUGCAACGUUCGUUUGCAUCUGUCGUCCAAAUUACACCGGCCUAUUAUGCGACGAGGAGAUCAACAAAAGGGAUUACGAAGUGCCGUCGUUCGACGGCAAGAGCUACGUCAGAAUGAACAGGUUGAAAGCUUACCACAAGUUUAGCGUCGAGGUCGAGUUCAAGACGUACGCCGACAAUGGGAUUAUACUGUACAACCAACAGAAGAGCGACGGCACCGGGGAUUUCGUCUCGUUGGCUAUCGUCGACGGGCACGUUCAAUUUCGAUACAAUUUGGGAAAUGGCCCGGUGAUAUUGAUCUCACCCGAGAGGGUUACCAUGAAAACGUUCCAUCGUGUGGCAGCGAAGAGGUACCAUAAGGAUGGUGUUCUAAUCUUCAACGAUGGGGAGGAUGUUGCCGGGCAAAGUCAAGGGAUGCUGAAGUCGUUGGAUCUGAAUCAGGACACGUUCAUCGGGAAUAUGCCCACAAAUUCUUCCAAAGUUUACGACAACAUCGGCACCAACCACGGUUUCCUCGGCUGCAUAAGGAAGCUAAAAAUCAAUAGAAACUUCGUCGAUCUCCACGUGGGUCACGACAAGGACAUCCUAGAAACGUAUCGAGUGAAAGAGUGCGGGGAAAACGCGUGCGCGAAUCUGCCCUGUCAAAACGGUGCAACUUGUCAGCCAAUUUUCGAGGAGGAUCUUUGCAAUGACCGUGAAUGCAGAAGAAUUGAGAAACGAGGAAAAGGGAAGAAUAAGAAUGGAGUGAACAUUGUACGAUGCAAGGGAUCGCAUUGCACGUCGAUCGAUCAACGAAGAUCGAAGAAGAACGCGAAGAAACGUUGCGCAGCUCCUAAAUGCGACUACGAUUACGAUGUCGAUUAUGAGAAUAGUUACGAACACGGAAAUUAUGCGGUGGAAAAGUAUGAGCCACCUGAUUAUAGGUGCAUUUGUCCGCCUCAAUUCACUGGCAGAAAUUGCGAAGAAUCAUUGGAUCCAUGUUUAGGUGAACCUUGCCAACAUGGGGCUACUUGCGAUAUUCUUCCUCAAGGGGGUUACGUUUGCAAAUGUCCACCCGGUAGAACUGGCGAACAUUGUGAAAUUUUGGACGCCGAAUUGACGGAGCUGUUAAUACCUCAAAUGUCCGGGGACGGUUUCCUCGAACUACCCUGCCUCGAGGGUGUCGCUAAAGCGUUCUCUAUAGAGCUUUGGUUCCUUACGCACGCCAGCGAUGGAUUGUUACUUUACAAUGGCCAAUUGAAUAACGGACGUGGUGAUUUCAUUAGCCUGAAUUUAGUCCACGGCAAGCUGGAGUUUCGAUUCAAUCUCGGAAGUGGUAUCGCCAAUAUCAGUUCACCGGAUCCUGUCACGCUCGAUACGUGGCACUGCGUUAGAAUCAGCAGGCUGGGUAGAGAAGGUGUCCUUCAAUUAGAUGAUGGAACGGUUGCCAGAGGGCUAUCCGGAAAUCCUUUGACAGAGCUGAAUUUAGAAAUGCCUCUCUACGUCGGGGGUGUUAAACAUUGGAGGGAAGUCCAUCGACUUGCCGGAGCCUGGACUGGAUUAGUAGGAGCAGUACAAAGACUGAUGGUGAAUGGAAAAACGUAUCAAAACCUAGCCGUCAAUGUUACUCAACACAACACAGAGAUCUAUGAUGGUCUACCAUGUCCUAGCAAUGAGAAUCCCUGUCACAAUGGUGGAGUUUGCCUACCUUUACUAAACAGUUACCUCUGCAAGUGUGCCAGUGGUUACAAUGGGCUUCAUUGCGAAUUUUUCAUGGGAUACGAUGUAUCUACCGAGCUCUCAGAGAGGCCAGUCCGUUUCAAAGGCGACAAUUUCUUGCAAUUCAGACAUCGUAACGGAAGAAGUACUAACUCGACUAACACUACCCUCGGCGAGUACUAUGAGGAGUCCUACUCCGACUACGACUUGGAGGAUGAUGUCGACUACGAGUACGACAGUUACGAUUACACGGAGCGCAAGGGACAACAAUCCAACAAGUUUGAACUGAGAUUAAGAACGACGCAUUCAGAAGGUCUUAUUGCUUGGAUUGGAAGAGGGAAGAUCGAACAUCUUCUAUUGUCAUUGCACGGUGGUCAAGUGGUUCUUACGUAUAAAAGCAGGAACGAACAGACGUCUUUGAGAAGCAGGGAACGAGUGGACGAUGGUUUCUUCCACCACAUCAAAGCCUCGAGAAGACGAAGGGCAUUGACGAUACAAAUCGACGAUUUUGCCCCUGUGAAGAUAUCGACGGAGACAACCCUUUUAACAACAAACGGCAAACUGUUCGUCGGCGGGAAACCGGGUCACCGUGGCAUCAAAGGAUGUGUGUCUGAAUUCGUGGUGGACAAACGUCGCCUUCAGUUGGCCAGGCGGAAAAUAGAGUACUGUCACGACAACGAUGUAUGAUAACGAAUCCAGGGAACGACGAUUGUCAACGUGACGUCGCCUCUGGCCAACCUCGUCGACCGGACGACGCUUUCGUCCUCGAUGAGUUAGCACCAGCCGAAAAAUCCAUGACAACGGACGAGCAUGGAAUCUUUGGUGUUCGUCGGGAACGAGACGGAUUCGCGGAUACCGUGAAACGUGACAGGAAACGGAAUUAGAGCUGAACUCUGAUCCGUAUCGAGACACGCGAUUCCUGCCAAAGUUGUGCGAGAGUAAUCCGUUGAAGAAGAUAACGAUGAUCGUGCCAUGAAAAAAAAAAGGGAUAAAAACCUCGGAUUCAAUAAAACGUAGCAAGCUAACUCGUAUAUUUAUUUUCGUUUCGAAAUAGCAUAGGAAGGAGACGAAGAGGAGACGAAUGCGCGAAUCGUCGCGCGAAACGCGGUACGUUCUCAUCUAAGGACAAUAAUAUAUUUUUAAGGUGACGAGAUUAAUGAUUAAACGCGUGUACGUAUAUAAAACCAAGGGGGGGAUAAAAAGAUGUUAAGACUUCUAUUUGAUAAGUUAAUCAAUGUCGAAGAGGAGAGGGGGCAGGGGAGAGGGCCAGAGGCGAUAUUAAUGGAUAAUCGUUAGACGUUAAUCGGUAAGUUAUAUAAUAUAUCGGAGCACAGCUAUAAAUGUUUAACGAUGCCCAAGACUGAUUAAGAGGGACGGUAAACAAGGACGAGUCGAAGGUGUUGAAUAGUUUAAAGAGAUAUGAAACAAUAUGAGAAAAAAAAAAUUAUAAAAUGAAACGACGAAACGAUAAAUCAUCGGUGUUAUGUUUGAGUGUUUCGGUAGAGAGAUUUAAUGAUCGUGGAUUUAUCCGAAUAGAGGAAUGUAUUUUAAAGGACUUGUUGAUUUAUGCCAGUAGAGGACAAACAAAGAUGAUGAAAAUGAAUUAAAAAAAAAAAAAUUAUGUACACUAACAGACACACACGUACACUGAAAACAUACCAGACUAUAUUUGAACAGGAUCACACCGUACAACGUUGUUUCUAUAGACAAGCAAGGCUUUUUACGAAAACGCGCAAACGAUAUGUAUACAUGAUAUUAUGCAAAUUACAUUCCAUGUAAUGGACAACAGUGCGAAUUAAAUUCUAUGUAGAAGCCGCGAUAACGCGUAUCGUUGGUCAACGAUCAUAUCCUGUUACAUUUCGAGACGGUACAGAGAAAUGCAUCGAGCUCGCCUCGAGGAUACUCCAUUUCCCUUCGACAAUCCGUGACACAUUUAUCGCGUGAAUAGCUUCAGCAUAAAAUGUAAAGCACCAUUUACAAGCGUAACGACGACGUUUCUUCUUGAUAUAUACAUACAGGGUUCCACUGCGAUCGAUUCAGAAUGUAAAUGGAUUCAAAUUGGAAGGGAACAGAGGCGUGCAUGCAUUAAAAGGCGGAGAACAACGACGAAUCGUUUCCCUGACACGAUAACAUUGUCCAACAGUCUGUGUUGCUUAUAGAGUUUCAUGCUCUGCUUGCCAAUCUGCAAAUCGUUAUCGUCUAUCAUCUUUAGCUUCCGAGAAAUUUUAUUUAGAAUAGAAAUUUAUAUUUUUUGAUCACGUGGUUGAGAAAAAGAUAAAUUUGUUUGAAAAUAAAAAUUUCUCAAAUAAAUGUGAUGGAAAUAGGCGAUCUGCAAAUUUGUAAUUAGUACAUAAAUGAUAUAGUAAAUAUUAGAACACUAAAAUAAAAAAAAAUUGAUGUUUGUUGGACAAUGUAAUUAUUUUGUGGGGUGAAUGACUUGAAAGGGACACUUCGAAUAUUUUAUUAUAAAAAAAUAUUCGAGAAGCGAUUCGACCAUUCCACGUAACAAAGAAUAAUGAUCAUUACAUAAUUAUGUACCGCUUGUAUGUAAUCGAAUGAUCAGCGAGAAGUGUCUGAAUGAAAAGUAACGUAUGCCUGAGAGAAAUAUACGAAGAUGGUUAUACUACUUGUAAAUAUAAUUACCACGCGCUAAUUCCACGAAUUAUUAUCGUUUUAAUGUGUAACGUGCGGCUACGUAAACCGGACCUAAAGAAUCACCAGGACGACCUAAUUAAUCGUAAAAUGAUUCAUCGAAUCAGCCUCUUUCGACGAUUUCAUUUCUGCCCAACGUUCGUGAGAACGAAGAUGUCUACGUCGACGUGUUCUUCCCUCCCCUUUCCCCCAAUUAUUAAUAAUCGAACUGAGCGUCUAAAACCAGAAGCCUAAGUUGAUUGAUUAUUGAAACCGACUGUCGAUCUAUUGCGAAGACGCUAUCGAAGAUUUAUUCUCGACUUGUUUCGUCGAACGUUUCCAGCGUCGCUCGACAACCUACGAAUAAACGUUUUAUUUGUAAAAAGAAAAAAAAAAGAAAAUGGGAAGAAGAACGAACAAUUGUUAGCAAGUAAGCGACGAGAAUGCGGGAAGCUGGUAAUUCUAAGAUCGUUUUUGAGUGCACUAUAUUUGCGUACGUAAUUGUAGAGUCUAAGAGCGAACACGACACAUAUCUUUAACGUGUAUCAGUUUUUUAUACGUAUCAAAUUCGACGUGUAUAUACGAUCAUUUCUGUCUGGAAAUGUUCGACGUCCAAAGUGUUCGCGUGUUUCUAUUCAAAUUAAAUUGGAAUACAAAUAAAUAUGCAAAUUGCACUAUUAGUAGAACAGUGAAUAUGAUCGUAGUUUGCUGCAAAAAUAAUAUUUUUAGCAGUUUAAUAAUUCAGUGAAAAAUUGUAAUUUAAUCAAAACUACGAUAGAGGAAAUAUUAUAAUAUUAGAUUACACGGUAAUUAGUUUUAUUACUUUACUUGCUCCUUAAGGAGAGUAAUUUUUAAUACAUCAAAAUUCAUUUCUUUUGCUAUCUGCUCUAUCGCUGUUUUUCUCAAAUUAUCAAUUAUUGCGCUAAAUUAUCAAAAGCAGUUUUAUAUAAAUUUGAGAAACACGUGAACGUCUUAAACUUCGAUUUCGUUAUCGAACAUUUUUUAACGAACCUUUCUCUUCGUUACGUUCGUUGGUUUCGGAGGCACGCUUACGCGAAGUUUUGAUAAAAGAAUCGCUUUUUCUCUGUAACAUUGUAAAACGUUUCGAAACAAACAUAUCCUGGUCGUAUCCGACUGAGAAGAUCGAAACACGUGUUCGUUCUCGAACAAUAAAAAAAUUAUUCCUCGUUGUUAACGUGCGAGAAUUGAAAUGAUCGUGAGCAAUAUCGUCACAUAUCUUUUUCUCUUGAAAUGUGAUCCUUUGUAUUCUUCCAACGAAUAUCACGUUUACACAUAUCGAAACGAAAUUUUGUGGCCAGUGUUUCUGAUUAGACGGAGUGAAAAAGCGUUUCAUUGAAACAAGGAAAACGUUUCCUUCGAUUCGUCGAAGUGGCUUUCACGAAAUAGUAUGCAUUAGAAAUAAAAUAAAAUAAAAUAAAAUAAAAAUUUUAAAUGCGUUUCUAUUUGUAGAUAAAAAAAAAAUUGUGUUAGAAAUUCAGGACAUCGAGAAAAAAUGAAAUGAUUGAUUGAAAUUUUCAUAUUUAAUUUCUUGUAAUAAUUCGUGAAAGACUAUCGAUGAAUCGCAAGUGUGUUCGUUAUUUAAGUAUAUAUCGUAAAGCUCGCACAUCAUUGUAAAAUUGCAAUGCGUCAAGUGUAUUCUAUAGAAUACGGUAUGAGAUAAUGAAACGCAAUCAAGGUGUAACCAUAACAAUAAUUUACGUUGUUCAAAAGGACACCAAUUUAAAUCGAUGCGAUGUCGAUAAGAGCACACAGGAGCGAGAGAAAAAAAAUGAAAAUUCCAAUCCAUGCCUGAUAAUUACUGCCAAUAUAGAUAGCGAUCGUGUGAACGAUGUUUAACUUCGACUUCCCUUCACUUCUGUAACCUACGAAACAUUCGAUAAAGGGGAGAAGCGAUUAUCCUUAUUGAUCGACAAGAAAUGAAACGAAUUUUCGAAACUUUUCUUUGUACACACAUUGUUCAGUGUCGUUUGGUUUCGGCGAAGAACACUCAUACGACUGGACACGAUCAUCUGAAUUAGGUUUUUUAUUUACUUUGAUACCGUCUUUAUUGCGACCACUUCGCCGUUCGCUGACCUAAAGUAUUUGUGAGCUAUACUGUAUAACAAAAGUACGCGUUGUAAAGUGACUGUAUAU